Molecule: messenger RNA, 6882 nt
Organism: Boleophthalmus pectinirostris (great blue-spotted mudskipper)
Lineage: Eukaryota; Metazoa; Chordata; Actinopteri; Gobiiformes; Gobiidae
Product: CD82 antigen-like
Exons: 9
Coding region: 242-997 (251 amino acids)
Cellular component (GO): membrane
Source: RefSeq, a predicted model, not a curated record
CCCCACGCUCCUCUCUCUCCACUCCAGCUCCUCCACGCACGCACGGACGCACACGCUGCCAUCGCUUCGUUGUUUGACCGUCUGUCGAUCAGUGCGCUCCGUUUGUCCACCGCUGCAGACUAUUCCCGGCCCAGACCCGCGAAACCAGACCAAGAACCGAACCCUCGCACCGGACCAGCUCCUCGUGCACCAAAGAACCGGUUUGCAACUUCUCGUACCACGCGCCCGAACGAUCAGAGCCAUGGGAAAGGGCUGCCUCGCUGCCACCAAGUACUUCCUGUUCCUCUUCAACCUCAUCUUCUUUCUGCUGGGAGGUGUGAUCUUGGGCUUUGGACUGUGGCUCCUGUUGGACAAUCCUGUGGGCUUCAAUGACUCCACGGCGGUGAAAGUGGCCUGCUACAUCCUGAUCGGAGUCGGGGGAUUCUCGAUGCUCAUGGGGUUCGUGGGAUGUUUGGGAGCCAUCUACGAAGUCCGCUGUCUGCUCGGCCUGUAUUUCACCUGCCUCCUGCUGAUCCUCAUCGCUCAGAUCGCGGCCGGAGCUCUCAUCUACUUCCAGAAAGACGUGCUGAACGAAGAAAUGUCAAAGAUCGUGACCAAAGUCUUGGAGAGUUACCCUGGCAACAGCAGCACGACGGAGCAGGCCUGGGACACCGUCCAGAGAACCAUGAAGUGCUGUGGCUGGUCGGGGCAUCAGGACUGGUUUGGGAACCCGGUGAUCAUGAACAGUUCUCAGCUGAUGUUCCCCUGCUCCUGUCAGAACAUCACCCUGUCGCCCACCAACUCCUCCGACCAGGGCUUCUGCGAGACCACCUCCGACUGGCCCGUCUACGAAGUCGGCUGCUCUGAGAGUCUGGAGUCUUUGCUCAGGACUCACAUUUGGGUGGUUCUGGGCGUGUGUCUCGGCGUCGCCUUCAUCGAGCUGCUGGGGAUGAUCCUGUCCAUCUGCCUAUGCAAGAGCGUCGGCGUCGUGGACUACACCAAAGUGCCCAAGUACUGAGUCCGGACCAGACCAGACCAGGAUCAAGUACCAAGGACCCAAGACCAAGGACUUAGACCGAGGACUCGACCCGGGACCAGGACGGACCUUCCCCGUGUAAAAUAAUGCGUCUUUAUAUAUUUUCCUCUGAUUGGUUUGACCCGUUUGGAGCACUUUAGAGAGCGAGAGGAGGUACUGUGGAUCCGAGCCAUGCCGAAUAUGUGAAAGGUACUCUGUUGCUAUGGUUACGAUGGUGCGAUAGGGCCAUAUAUGGAAGCUAAAGACGCACUGUGUAACUUUUCUAAUAGUGGACACGCCAGUUUCUCAUCUCCUUGUAGCGUUUAUAUAUACUGGUUUUCCUGAAAUGUCCCACAGUAUGGCAUUAAACUUCGUCAAGUCACUAUAGCAACAAGCAGGAGACGCCGCUAGGCCGAUUUACUAGUCAGAUCUGCGGAGAGGCGAGCCCGAUUACAGUGAGAAGGUACAUUUGAACAAUAGAAACGCCUUCAAUCGAAUCGACGGAUUUUGGAUAAGUUUUAACGUUUAACUUCACACUGUGGAACAUUCCAGGCUAAGCAGUAACAUCUCCAUGGUAACGGAUCCCCCCUCGCACCGUCGGGAAAAGUUACGUAGUGCGUCUUUAACCCUACGACAAUGAGACGAUGAGACGAAAUGUGCAUCGGUCAGUGUGUUGUUUAAAUUGAAUUAAAUGUAGGAGAGUUACCCUUACAACUGAUAAUUAAAGGUGCACUGCGUAACAUUUCUAGGAGAAUGUUCCACAGUAUAGAUUAAAUUUAAAUUUAACGCAAGGGCAGGGUCAGAUCUGUGGAGAGGAGACCCAAUUCACAGAAGGAAUUAUCUUAUUUUUGUACAAAAUCUUAUUUUUGAGCGAUCCGUAAUGAAUAAAUGAUACUGAAUAGGAUAAUGAAUAUGUUUAAUGUCAUACUGUGGAACAUUCCAGGCAAAGCGACAUCUCCAUGGAGAUGAGCAGACAAAACAGUGGACCCGUCACCAGAAAAGUCGCGCAGUGCACCUUUUAAGUAAAUCAUUUCCAAUAAUUUUCCACAUAGACCGUCCAGUAUAUUCUGUUUACAUGGACGCCAAAAAUGGGAUUAUUGUCGAAUUUCUGAAAUUAAACUGAUUAUUUAAACAUCACGGAAACUGACACUUUGUUUUUUUAUUGUUCAUACCUGUGCGGGUUUUGACAAAGAAAAGAUAUGCAAAAAAAAGGGCAAAAUUAUGACAAAAGUUAUACAAAAAAUUACACCAGAUUUUUUUUUUUUUUUUUUAUGUUUUAAACAUGAAAAACAGUCUGCAGUGAUCCAAAGUUAUAAGUUUAUAGUUUAAGUUUAUAAGCGCUUUUUAAAACUCUUGAGACCAGAGCUGAGUUUUGUCAUCAUAGUAAGCUAACAACAACUAGCAAGCUAACACCACACUUCCUGAUCCUCAAAAAAACUAUAAUUAAAAACAAACCGAACACAGCAGACUUAUUUUGACCUCAAGAAAGAUCUGCUCAUACAAUAUAUCUGUAAUGGAGCGAAUUACUCACUAGGAUGAGUUUCUAAACACUUUUCACAGCUUCCAAAGACCAGAGUCUAGCAUGCUAACAGCACACUCCCUGCUCAAAAAGUAAAACACUUAAUAAUUAGAUGCAGACAGGUCAUAGCUGCUCGUACAAUAUAUCUGUAAUGAAGCUAAUAAUUCACCACAAUGAGUUUCUAAGCUUUUCUUUUCACAACUUUCAGAGACCAGAGCGGAGUUUUGUUGUCACGGGAAAGCUUACAACAACUAGCAUCCUGACACCGCACUUCCUGAUCCUCAAAAUAAAAGAACAAAUGCAGACAGGACACAGCUGACUUAUUUUGAUCUUAAGAUCUGCUUGUAAAAAAUAUCUGCAAUGGGGCCAAUUACUCACCACAAUGAGUGUCUAAGCGCUUUUUACAACUUUCGGAGACCAGAGCGGAGUUUUGCCUAGCAUGCUAACAGUGCACUUCCUGAUUCCCUAAUAAAACUCUUUAUAAUUAGAUGCAGACAGGACACAGCAGCUCAUACAAUAUAUUUAUAAUGACGAGUUUAUAAGCGCUUUUAGCAAAUUUCAGAGACCAGAGCAGAGUUUUGUCAUCAAGGUAAAGCUAACAACUAGCAUGCUAACAGCGCACUCCCUGAUCCUCAAAUAAAACACUCAAUAAUUAGAUACAGACAGGACACAAAAGCUUGUACAAGAUAUCUGUAAUGGAGCUAAAAACUCUCCACGAUGAGUUUCUAAGCGCAACUUUCAGCGACCAGAGCAGAGUUUUGCUGUCGAAGUAAAGCUAACAACAACUAGCAUGCUAACAGCGCACUCACUGAUCUUCAAAUAAAACACUUAUUAGAUGCAGACAGGACACAGCUGCUCAUAGAAUAUAUCUGUAAUGGAGCAAAUUACUCACCAGGACGAGUUUAUAAGCGCUUUUCACAACUUUCAGAGUCCAGAGCGGAGUUUUGUCGCCGAGGUAAAGCUGAUGACAACUAGCAUGCUGACUGCACACUUCCUGAUCCUCAAGUAAUCCACAAUAAGUAGACGCUGACAGGACGUAGCUGCUCAUACAAAACAUCCGUAAUGGUUCUAAUUACUCACCGCGAUGAAUUUCUAAGCGCUUUUCACUUUUUCAAUUUUCAGAGACCAGAGCUGAGUUUUGCCUAACAUGCUAACAGUGCACUUCCUGAUUCUCAAAUAAAACACUUAAUAAUUAGAUGCAGACAGGACACAGAAACUUGUACAAUAUAUCUGUAAUGGAGCUAAUUACUCUCCACGAUGAGUUUCUAAGCACAACUUUCAGCGACCAGAGCGGAGUUUUUCCGUUGCGGUAAAUCUAAUGUCAACUAGCAUGCUGACGGCGCACUCCCUGAUCCUCAAAACACUUAAUAAUUAGAUGCAGACAGGACACAGCAGCUCAUACAAUAAACUCAUACAAGUUUCUAAGUGCUUUUCACAACUUUCAGACUCCAGAGCGGAGUUUUACUGCAGCUGUAAAGCUUACAACUAGCAUCCUGAUGGCGCACUUCCUGAUUCUCAAAUAAAACUCUUUAUAUAGAUGCACUCAGGACAUGACUGCUUAUACAAAAUAUUUGUAACGAGGCUAAUUACUCACCACGAAGAGUUUAUAAGUGCUUUUCACAACUUUCAGCGACCAGAACGGAGUUUUGUUGUUACGGGAAAGCUUACAACAACUAGCAUGCUGACAGCGCACUUCCUGAUUCUCAAAUAAAACACUUUUUCCCACAAUAAUUAGACGCAGACAGGACACAGCAGACUUAUUUUGACCUUUAUAUAAUGAAUCUGUCCUGGAGAAAGUCAUUUUGGUCAAAUACGCAAAAAAAAAAAAUCAGGUACAGAAACUUUUAAAACGUAAAUAUAAAAAUACACCAAAUAUUUAUUCAAACUUUACUUUUCAUUAUGGCCCUAAAACACCAUCGUGAAGUUUUUGGUUGAGACGGGUAACACGGUUGGUGCUCAAAUGGUACGAUUCCGGACGAUAACGACGUGUACGUAGUGAAUUGGACUGGCAGAACUGGAAAAAAGAAAAUCCUUUGUUUUUGUUUUUGUUUUUUUUUUACUUUUGUAAACCGGUGAGUUCCUGUGAAAAGUUUUAGUGUUUUGUACAUAAUUUUAGUUUUUUGUGUGAAAUUUUUCCACCUUAAGGUCAGUGUUUACGUCGUCUGUACUUUUUAAAACCACUCGCUUCCUUUCAUUCCUUUUAUUUUUCUGGUAAUGUUUUAGUUUUAACAAUGCACUAAAUAGAAACGUGGACCUUGAUUCAUUGGUUCAUUUCCGAGCCUUUGUCAAUUUGAUUUUUUAAAAAGGGAAAUUAAGUGUUUUUAGGUUUGAUUAAAGGUGCAACGUGGAACUUUUCAUGUUUUUCUCUAUAGAUAUUAUUGCUUCACCUGAAAUGUCCCAGUGAACUUCUCGAUCUCAAGUAGAAGAGACCACCAGGUUAAGGUCAGAUCUGUACAGAGGCGAGCCCACACACAAAAAGAAAGCGUGUUUUUAAAGGUAAAAAACGGCAACUUUAAUGGGAUAAAUGCAAGACAGAAUCAUUUAAAGCCAUACUUCGAAACAUUACAGCUAAAGCAAUCAGUAAAACUAAGAAAUUAUCAUACUGAAUUAUCAUUCCCUAUGGUUACAGGUCAGAUUUGUGGAGAGGCAAGCCCGCAACAGUACGCAAAAAGCAAUAAAAACAACUACCGUAUUUUUCGGACUAUAAGUCGCACCAGCUAAAAAUGUUUAAUGAAGAAGAAAAAAAAACAUAAGUUGCAAUUGUUGGGGAAAUUUAUAAAAUCAGAGACCAGGAACUGACAUUUCCUGUUAAAAGUCAAGUUCUAAUAAAAACAACAGACAGUUAACGUCACAUAUGAACAGUUCUUCAGAUAAACUAUAACAUAAACAACAAAACAACAAGUUUAACAAACUCCAUCUCACUCCAAAUCACUAAAUCCAUUCAAUUCUUCAUCCUCGGUGUCGCUUCUGAACAACUCCUCGACGUCCGGAGGUAAACAGAGCGCCGCUUCCUCUUCUGUGUCGCUGUCAUCAGACUCAGCAUCAGUUCCAGUUAGAAUUAUUCUGGUCUUUCUGAAUCCCGACAGGAUGGUUUCAGUGUCUCUGAAGUCCAGGCUUUGUCCGUCCAUCCAGUGACUUCAAGAAAGUUUCAUGGUGCAUCCUCCCGGUGUCACAAGUUUCUCUCUCACUCCAAACUUUCUUUCUGUUGCUGCAGAUUUCACGACUUGCAGCUUGUACCAUAUUUUCCAGGCUAUUAGACGCGCUCUUAAGCCUCUACCCCCAUAAAAAAAACAACCGCGCACCACAAUCCAGAGCGCCCUAUACACGAAUCCACUCGGGUGUCCCAGCACGCACCACCCGCAGAACACACAAACACACACGGAGCAGACAGCGACCGCACAGCGAGAAACACCCACAACCCACGCCGACGAGGAACGGAACGGAGGAACGAAACCGAAAAAGCGAGCACAACUGAACAACUGAGUCACUGCGAACACGCCGACAAUCCGUUGGUCCCAGACAGCACCCUCCCUACACGCCACAACUGAACAAAGCCCAGAGUCACCGUGAACGCCACAAACAAAGAAAACCACUCACCCAUCACACUGUUGUGUUUCAUUUAAAGUCCCACACGGUUUAUAUAUGAAAAAAGUUAGAAAAUAGACCAUUUAAUGACGUUUUAUAUUCCAGACCAUCUAAUAGUGCAGAAAAUACGGUAAUCUGCAAAAUCUGAUUUUCUUUUUGGGGGCAUUUGUGUUCAGUCUUCUCAGUCAUCUUUAUAAGUUUGUUUAAAUUAGAAGUAACAGUGCGAUCGACUGACAUGACACAGACAGGACAGAGGCUCUUUCUGCAGGAGACAUGCGCAGUAGAGCAAAGUGAAAGUGGUACAGGAGGAACAGGAGCAGCAGAUACUCACACACAAGACUAGAACCUCUCCACACUUCACUUUCAACAUUUUAAUAUAUAAAUCACAGAAAACGCCCAAACCAUGAAAAAAAAGUGCCACUUAUAGUCCAAGAAAUACGGUAAUAAAUGCAAGCCUGAUGCGUUUAAUGUCAUACUUGGGAGCAUUCCGGUUGAAGCAACCCACAGAGACGAGAAAUUCACACACCAGCCGUCAGAAAAGUUCCACAGUGCACCUUUUAAAGACUAGAUAGAGGAGUGAAGACUUAAAUCCAUCUGUAUAUUUUAACCAGAGCUGAUGAGCCAUACUUUUUAAUUGUACAAAGGCCUGUAUAGUGUGAAUGACGCCUUCCUUUAAAUUUAACUUUUUUUUUUCUGUUUUAAAAUAAUGGAUUCUGAAGCUGGAGUUUGAGCGUGUACUCACAAAAUUCUGUUACAAUUUGACAAUAAACCAAUCUGUUUGAAA